Molecule: messenger RNA, 3942 nt
Organism: Eleginops maclovinus (Patagonian blennie)
Lineage: Eukaryota; Metazoa; Chordata; Actinopteri; Perciformes; Eleginopidae
Gene: pfkla
Product: phosphofructokinase, liver a
Exons: 22
Coding region: 688-3030 (780 amino acids)
Biological process (GO): fructose 1,6-bisphosphate metabolic process; fructose 6-phosphate metabolic process; canonical glycolysis
Cellular component (GO): 6-phosphofructokinase complex; membrane; cytoplasm
Molecular function (GO): ATP binding; 6-phosphofructokinase activity; fructose-6-phosphate binding
Source: RefSeq, a predicted model, not a curated record
UAUAAAGUGGAAGCUAUGGGUAACGUAUUGCCAAAGAUUGAUGUUUACGGAAGCAAGGAUAUGUGCCGGCUGUCAUUGGUUGUUCCUCGUCACAUGACAAGCGGUGAUCGCUGCUUCUUCCUAAAAGUUCAAAUACUUUCAAGAUAAGGACGCAGCCGUAGCGCUUUUGAUCGCACACUCAAAAGCUGGACCGCAUGUUUGCGUUUCUUUUUAUGAACUGCACAUUUUCCUCAGAAAACGUGGUAGCAGAGCGUCUUUCCGGUGCGCUUCAACAGCCCUACACAUGUAGAUACUUCUCAAUCCGUUUGGGGGUUCUCUUGGUAUGAUAUAUUUCUAAAAUCGCUACGCAUAUCGUUUAAAACAGUAAUUUGCCUUUUGAAAUCACGAUUGUUUGUGGAAGUUUUUGCUUAACGUUGUGGACGCUCCAAGCUGCAUACAACUCCGGUGAGCAGGCACUACUCUGCAGGACAUGGGAUGAUAAACUAACGCCCAUACUGCAGGGCGGAGUCACACCCUGGUGUAUCUGACGUGCGCUUACAUAUACAGUCCAUGGCGUUUAGUUUACUGCUAACAAGGAAACGACACCUGGAUGACCUGAACGUCACUUUAAGAACCACUUUAUUUUGCUAGAUUACGGAUAUUUCUUAGUUUUUCUCCCGGUUCACUGUUGUAAACUGAGGGAUCAAAAUGAACUCCAUUGACCUGGAGAAGCUGAAGAUGACGGGAGCUGGUCGAGCCAUGGCAGUGUUGACCAGCGGUGGAGAUGCACAAGGGAUGAAUGCUGCUGUCCGAGCUGUGACCAGAAUGGCCAUCUAUGUGGGGGCCAAGGUUUAUCUUAUUUAUGAGGGUUACCAGGGCCUGGUGGAUGGGGGAGACAACAUCAAACUAGCACACUGGCAGAGUGUGACCAACAUCAUCCAACUGGGUGGAACUGUGAUAGGAAGCGCCCGAUGCAAGGCCUUCAUAACUCGUGAGGGAAGGCUUGCUGCUGCCUUCAACCUGGUGAAGAAAGGCAUCACCAACCUGUGUGUGUGUGGUGGAGACGGCAGCCUCACCGGGGCCAACAUCUUCCGCAGCGAGUGGAGCAAUCUGCUGGCUGAGCUUGUAAAGAAAGGAAGAAUCACAGACACUCUGGCCAAGCAGCAUGACCACCUGAACAUCGUGGGGCUCGUGGGCUCCAUUGACAACGACUUCUGCGGCACUGACAUGACAAUUGGAGCCGACUCUGCUCUGCACCGCAUCAUGGAGAUAAUUGACGCUAUCAUGACAACAGCACAAAGCCACCAGCGCACAUUUGUUCUGGAAGUUAUGGGGCGACACUGUGGAUAUCUGGCCUUAGUGUCAGCACUGGCUUCUGGGGCAGAAUGGCUCUUUAUUCCAGAGGCUCCCCCCAAGGAAGGCUGGGAAGAACGUAUGUGUGCCCGUCUAGAGGGGAGCCGCACAACGGGGUCAAGACUCAACAUUGUAAUCCUUGCAGAAGGAGCCAUUGACAGAAAUGGCAAGCCCAUCACUUCAACUUAUGUAAAAGAACUGGUGGUACAGAGGCUCGGCUAUGACACCAGAGUGACAGUCCUCGGCCAUGUUCAGCGAGGAGGAACUCCCUCAGCGUUUGACAGAAUACUGAGCACUAAGUUGGGUGUGGAGGCAGUGGUUGCCCUGAUGGAUGCCACUCCUGACACCCCAGCCUGUGUCAUUGGUCUGUCAGGUAACCAGGCUGUUCGUCUGCCUCUGAUGGAGUGUGUGGAGAUGACUAAGUUGGUGCAGACAGCCAUGAAUGAGAAGAGGUUUGAUGAGGCUGUCAAACUGCGGGGAGGGAGCUUUGAGAACAACUGGAACAUCUACAAGCGUCUUGCCUUCCAUAAGCCCUCCCAGUCUGAGAGCAACUUCUCCCUGGCUAUCCUGAAUGUGGGGGCUCCGGCUCCGGGGAUGAACGCAGCAGGGAGGUCUGCUGUGAGGUUGGCGCUCGCUAGUGGACACAAGGUCUACGCUGUCCACAAUGGCUUUCAGGGACUUGCCAAUGGAAACGUCCUUGAGAUGGGAUGGCACAGUGUUGCAGGCUGGACAGGGCAAGGGGGCUCACUGCUGGGGACGAAACGAACUCUUCCCAACAAAAACAUGGAGGGGAUUGUGGAAACCAUCGCAAAGUUUAACAUCUCAGCUCUGCUUGUAAUUGGAGGGUUCGAGGCGUAUGCAGGAGUGUUGCAGUUGUUUGAAGCCCGGGGUCUCUUUGAUGAGCUCUGCAUCCCAAUGUGUGUAAUCCCUGCUACCAUCAGCAACAACGUCCCGGGAACGGACUUCAGCCUGGGAGCAGACACGGCCGUCAAUGCUGCCAUGCAGGGUUGCGACAAGAUCAAGCAGUCGGCCACCGGGACCAAGAGACGGGUGUUUGUGGUGGAGACUAUGGGUGGAUUCUGUGGAUAUCUGGCAACCUCCACUGGCAUAGCUGUGGGAGCGGACGCAGCCUACAUCUUUGAAGACCCCUUCAACAUCCACGACCUGACUACCAACGUGGAGCAUUUGGCUGAAAAGAUGAAGAAGGACAUUCAGCGUGGUCUAGUACUGAGGAAUGAGAAAUGCCAUGAAAACUACACCACAGAUUUCAUCCAUAAGCUGUAUACAUCAGAGGGGAAGGGCAUCUUCGACUGCAGGGUCAAUAUUUUGGGACACCUUCAGCAGGGUGGAGCACCUUCUCCGUUCGAUAGAAACUUUGGCACCAAGUUGGGUGUGAGGGCAAUUGAGUGGAUUUCAGGGAAAUUAACUCAAAACUUCAGACAAGGACGCGUCUUCGCUAAUUCCCCAGAAACAGCAUGCGUGCUCGGCCUCAACAGGAAGGUGAUCUCAUUCAAGCCCGUCACUGAACUCAAGGAUGUGACUGAUUUUGAGCACCGGAUGCCCAAGGUCCAGUGGUGGUUUAAUCUGCGGCAGAUGCUAAAAAUGUUGGCCAAGUACCAAACCAGCUUCUGUGAAUAUGUCCCAGGAGAGAUUGAACAUGUGACCCGGCGCUCUAUCAGCAUUGACUCCGGGUUCUAGGCUCUCUGAAACUACAGUAAACUCUCUGCACUUUUUAAUCCUUAUCUGUCCGACCUUUCAUUUGCAGACUUCUUAAAAAACAUUUUCCUAUUUCACUGCUGUCCAUGUUAAGGCUGAAAUCUUGUAAAGCCAGCAUUGAUUGUCAGCCUUGUCGGUGUCACAGUUGUAGCUACAGUAAAUGAAAUGUAAAGAUGGACUUCAGGUAUUCAUUUAUUGCACAUUGUGCUCCUCUUUGUGUAGUCAAAUCACUGCCAAACACAAUCAAGUGUGCCAUACAGUAAGCUUAAAUGAAUUCACUACUAAAUAUAAUAUAUAAAGUAGAAUGUAUGUUGAGUUUAAGUAAUAAUCUGAUCAUGAACCUUGGGUAAAAUAUGUACAUCAUGUUCAUGUUAUCAAGCUUAAAAUGAGACCUUCUAUAAUUUGAAUGUACAUUUCUGCCCCGAUUGUGACAAAAAAUAAAUGUGUAGAUUCUGCCUUUUAAAAUAUGUAUAAUUAAAUGCAUACAUUUGUCAAGACUACCCUAUUCACACUUAGUGCUCAGUGUAAACUAAAAGAUAUUCCCAAGCAACUUUCCCAGAUAAUUAUUUACAUAUUAAUACAUACAUAAUAAUGUACACUGUACUUAAAAUUGUCAUUUGUUUUCUUUUUCCACUAGUAUAACAGACAACAUGUUUUUGCCUGUAGUGUCUCCCUAAUCAGGAAGUGACUUAUGGGAACAGAGAGGUGAUCAUUUCAUUUACCGUCAUGACUGAAGUUUAAUACUGCAGUUUAUUUCAUCAUGUAACAAACUUCACAACUACUUUACUUACAACAGCGAAAACUGAAAAGGAAUAUGAACAUAUGUUGAGUAUAAUUUUGAUACUAUUGCUUUCUUCUAUUAAAGGUCUAUCAACAGUUAAUACUGUUACAACA